This is a messenger RNA of Euleptes europaea (tarantolino), 4372 nucleotides long. It is a transcript of the gene RSF1, whose product is annotated as remodeling and spacing factor 1. Gene Ontology annotation, cellular component: RSF complex. The coding region runs from base 11 to 4228 and encodes 1405 amino acids. The record is from RefSeq and is a predicted model, not a curated record. Gene Ontology annotation, biological process: regulation of DNA-templated transcription. NCBI's taxonomy places the organism in Eukaryota, Metazoa, Chordata, Lepidosauria, Squamata, Sphaerodactylidae. The transcript has 16 exons.
AGGUUCCAAGAUGGCGGCGGCGGCGGCGGCUCCCCCAUCCCCUCCUCCCUCCGCCGCCCCGCUCUGCCCCGGCUCGUGGCCCAACUUCGCCGUCGUCUGCUCCUUCCUGGAGAGAUACGGCGCCCUCCUCGACCUGCCCGAGCUGCCCUUCCCGGAGCUGGAGCGGGCCCUGCAGGCGCCACAGGAGCCCGGCGAGCAGGUUCCCAGAGAAUUGGUAGAACUUCAUCUGAAACUGAUGAGGAAGAUCGGGAAGUCCGUCACAGCAGAUCGAUGGGAAAAAUACUUGAUCAAGAUGUGUCAAGAAUUCAACAGCACCUGGGCGUGGGAGAUGGAGAAGAAAGGAUAUCUUGACAUGAGCAUCGAAUGCAAGCUGGGAAUCUUAAAGUACCUUUGCGAGUGCCAGUUCGAUGACAAUCUGAAAUUUAAGAACAUCAUCAACGAGGAAGACGCGGAUGCCAUGCGCCUCCAGCCGCUCGGCAGAGACAAGGACGGCUUGACGUACUGGUACCAGCUGGACCAAGAGCAUAACGUCCGGGUGUACGUGGAAGAGCAGGAUGAUCAGGAUGGGUCUUCGUGGAAGUGCAUCGUCAGAAGCCGAAAUGAGCUGGCUGAAACGCUUGAACUCCUGAAAGCACAAAUCGAUCCCGCUCUACUGAAAAACCAGCAACAGGAGAGCUCCUCGCGAGAGAGCCCCAGCAUCGAAGACGAAGAGGCCAAAAAGGAGGAAGAAGCAUCAGCCCAAGAAAGCAAUUUAAUAAAAGAAAAAGAAGAGAUAAAAGAAGACCUGCCAAUGGAAUCAGAGCCUCCUGUGGCUUCCGAAGGGGAGAACACGAUAAAAUUAGAGAAGAUGGAGGAGAGAGAGAUCAUAAAACUGCCAGUUAUAGUGAAGCUCGAGAAACCCAUGGAGAACAACGGGGAAACACGAAUUACCAAAGAAGAAAGCGACUCUUUUAAAGAAAACGUGAAGCCCAUCAAAGUGGAGGUGAAGGAAAAUAAGCUUGAGCCAAAAGACUCAAAAGACAUGAACAGCAGUGCGGAGAAGCCCGCUCACGAGCCCGAGAGACUCGGGUUCUGUGUGAACGUUAGAACUCCCCAGGAAGUUGUAGAGAGAACCGCGGAAGAAAGUGAGAAGCUGAAAAAUGACCAGCAGGCCAAGAUCCCUCUGAAAAAACGGGAGAUUAAGCUGACUGACGAUUAUGACAGUCCGCUGAAAGGGCCUUUGCGGAAAUGUAUCACCCCGACCAAGGAUGUUUUGAAGGAGGAAGGGAAACCAGAAGAAGAGACUUUUAAGAGAGUUCCUACGAUCACUGAUGGGAAGUUCCUUGUGAAUGGGGAGGUCAGCAGCGAGAAAAUCAUGCCAAAUAACAAGUUGGAUCGUUCCCCUGACACUAAGGAGGACUCUGCUAGCUUGCCAAAGGAGAAGAACGGCAUAAGUGGGGAGAAAAUUCUAGAAACUGUUAGUACGAUAGUAAGAACGAGCGAUGCGGAGAGAAGUGUUUUGCAUACAGGGAAGGAUGUUGGUGGGAGGAGACCUGAAAUUUCUCAGAAAGUGCCUUCAAAGGAGGAAACCAGUCCUCCAGCGAAGGAAGGCGUGCUUGACGCCAAGACGUCAGAGGUGAUCAUGGCAGCCCCGUCAGUCGCUGGCAGGUCCCUCAAGAAAGCUAAAGAACCUGUCAGAGAAAAAGACAGACUGCCACUGCACGAGGAACUCCUUGAUAAGUCCAGAAAGACAUCUUCCCCGAGGGAGCUGGUUGGCCCAUUGGACGAGGAGGGUUUCAAAAGCAAAGAUGACCCCCGGGAGAUACCGGACUUAACGAGAGCAGGUGCAACUCCACUGCCCGCUCUGGCCCUCUCCUCUGAGAAAUCCGCUGCUGAAAAAGAGGACUCCGAUCCUCAAAGCACACUCCCCGAUGCAAAAUCAGGACUCAGGGAGCAAGAUUGUAAACCCCAGAAGGAGUCUGAGGCUGUGGGGAGAGAGGCGCCUAAAUUGGACAACUCCCAAAGUUCUGCCGAGGAACAUUUGGAGAGUAAAAAAGAACCUGUGAAGAGCAAGUGUAAAUACAAGCUGAUCUCCGACGAAGAAAGCUGUCUGACAGAAAACAGGGAAAUCACCUCUGAGCGGCAGAAGGAGGGGAUCAAGCUCACAAUCCGAAUUUCCAGCAAGAAGAAAACCGACCCUUCUCCAUCAAAGGCUCAGGAGGCCGAAAAGGAGGAGGUGGUCAGCAUCGGCCGCAUCUUAAGGAGGUCGCCCCGGAUCUCAAAGCCGACGCCCAAGAUCGUGGAGACCCGAGACCAGAAGCCCGAGAAAAAGCGGGCUGAGGAAGAGGAAGAGAAGCCAGCCCCGGUUCAAAAGCCAGACAAGAAAGAGGGCUCAAAAAAGCAAGAGAAGGAGGUGAAUUCCAAGGCUGGCAAGGCUGCGCAGCGAAAUAAAGUCCGGUGGGCCGGUACUAGAACUCGGGGCAGGUGGAGAUACUCGAGCGGCGAUGAAAGUGAGGAGUCGGAGAGUGAAGAAAACUCCGAGGAGGAGAGGGAGGGGGAGGAGGAAGAGGAGGAGGAGGAAGAGCCGGCGCCAGCCGAGGAUGACGAGCCGUGUAAGAAGUGUGGCCUCCCCAACCACCCGGAGCUGAUUCUCUUGUGCGACUCGUGCGACAGUGGCUACCACACUGCGUGUCUCCGGCCCCCACUGAUGAUCAUCCCUGACGGAGAGUGGUUCUGCCCUCCUUGUCAACACAAAUUACUCUGUGAGAAGUUAGAAGAACAGCUGCAGGACCUGGAUGUUGUCUUGAAAAAGAAAGAACGAGCAGAACGAAGGAAAGAACGCCUCGUGUAUGUGGGGAUUAGUAUUGAAAACAUCAUUCCACCGCAAGAGCCAGACAUACCCGAAAGUGUGGAGGAAAAGAAGAAAAACUCAAAAAAAUCAAAGGCAAAGUUCCUCGAAAGGAGGUCCACUAGGCAAAGGAAGUGCAUAAGCUAUAGAUUUGAUGAAUUUGACGAAGCAAUUGAUGAGGCAAUUGAGGAUGACAUCAAGGAGGCGGACGGAGGGGGCGGCGGCCGAGGCAAAGACAUGUCCAACAUCACGGGGCAUCGCGGCAAGGACAUCUCCACCAUCCUGGAGGAAGAAAGGAAGGAGAGCAAGCGGCCCCCGAGGGCCGCCUCCGCUCGCCGCAAGAAACGGCGGCGGCUGAACGACCUGGACAGCGACAGCAACAUGGACGAGGAGGAGAGCGAGGACGAGUUCAGGAUCAGCGAGGGGUCUCAGGACGAGUUUGUCAUCUCGGACGAAAAUGUGGACGAAAGCGAAGAGGAGCAGCCCUCCAAUGAUGACAGCGAUGCUGCAUCCCGCCGCCGCCGGCCCCAGCGGCACCGUCCCAGGCCCAUGAGGCAAAGCCGGCGGCUGCGGAGGAAAACGGUCAAGAAAAGAUACUCUGAAGACGACGAAGAGGAGGACUCUGAGGAUAAUGUAAGCGGGGACUCUGAGAGCAACGCUUCGUCGGAAUACAGCGACGAGGAUUACCUGGAAACCCGGCGGAGAAGGUCUCGGCGGAAUCAGAAGAGACAAGUCAACUAUAAGGAGGAUUCCGAAAGCGAUGGCUCUCAGAAGAGCUUCCGAUACGGGAAAGAGCUGAGAAGAGUUCACAAGCGCAGACUUUCCAGUUCAGAUAGUGAAGAGAGCUACCUGACCAAGGACUCUGAAGACGACAAGCCAGCCAAGGUGUCCAAGAGGUCAGUCCAGAAGCGCAGCCACAGUACGGACGAGUACUCCGAAGACGACGAUGGGGACGAGGACGAGCGGCCCAUCCGGAAGCGGCUGAACCGGAUCGAAACAGACGACGAAGACAGCGCCGACAGCGACUCUGGCAAGCCGGCGCCCCCUAGCAAGCCCGUGUCGCCCCCCGUGCCGCCAGACGCCCCCAAGAAGCCCUGCUACCGGAUAGAAAGCGACGAGGAGGACGACUUUGACAACGUCGGGAAAGUCGAGAGCCCGUUGGACUACAGUCUGGUGGAUUUGCCGUCCACCAAUGGGCAGAGCCCUGGGAAAACGAUCGAGAACUUGAUUGGCAAGCCCGGCGAGAAGACCCCCGCCCCCAAGGACAGCACAGCCAAUGCCAGCUUAGCGCCCAAUGGGACAAGUGGGGGCCAGGAGGCGGUAGGGCCGGAGGAAGACGAGGAUGAACUUUUGCGAGUGACUGACCUUGUUGAUUACGUCUGUAACAGUGAACAGUUAUAAGACUUCCAUUUUUGUGCUAAUUUAUUCCACGGUAGCUCAUACCAGCGGGCCAGUUAUUAAAAGGUGUUUUAUUUUUCCUAGAAAACUCCACUACAGUAUCACUUUUUAGCAGUCAGAAUCUCACCAGUCCUGCAGUUGUGGUCC